This is a messenger RNA of Arctia plantaginis, 1353 nucleotides long. NCBI's taxonomy places the organism in Eukaryota, Metazoa, Arthropoda, Insecta, Lepidoptera, Erebidae. The record is from the annotation of a GenBank genome assembly.
AUGAGCAACUUGGUAAAUAUAACAAGAAGAGACAAUCCAAAUACUAUAAAAUUGCGCCGCAACCAAAACGUGCAUAACAGCAUUUUGGACUACGUGGGAAAUACACCUCUUGUAAAAUUAAACAAAAUACCAAAAAAACAUGGAGUUGAGUGUGCUAUUUUUGUUAAAUGUGAAUUUAUGAACCCUGCUGGCUCAAUUAAAGAUAGGAUCGGUGUGGCCAUGAUGCAAGAUGCUAAGAGUGCGGGCGUUAUAAAGGAGAACACUGAAUUUGUCGAAGAAACAUCGGGGAAUACUGGCAUUGCAAUUGCGUUUAAUGCCGCAAUUUUGGGAAAAAAAUGUACAAUAGUCAUGGACGAGAAAAAUUCUUCGGAGAAGGUAGACACCAUGCGACUGAUGGGUGCCGAAGUAUUGAAGCUGAAGGGUGGAGAAAUAGAAGUGGCUCGACAAAUUAAGGACAAAAAGCCCAAUACUGUGGUCAUGUUGGAUCAGUUUGUUAACCAUAAUAAUCCAAGGAUUCAUUAUGACACUACUGGAGCGGAGAUAGUGUCUGCUAUGGAAAAAGUGGAUAUGGCCGUCAUGGGAGCUGGCACAGGUGGAACUAUAAGUGGUAUUGGGCUCAAAUUAAAAGAAACUUACCCUGAUUGCCUAGUGGUUGCGGGAGAGCCCGAGGGCUCGAUUAUGUUCAACAAAUUUGGUAAAGAACAUCCAUUUCUGGUGGAAGGAAUAGGAGGACAUGGAAACUUGAUUGUACUGGACCGAUCUAUUGUCGAUCACUUCGAAGACGUAACUGACCAAGAAUCCUUUCUGAUGGCAAGGGAACUGGCAAAAGAAGAAGGAAUCCUAUGUGGUGGAAGCAGCGGGUGUGCAGUAGCUGCAGCUAUAAAAGCUGCUAGAAGAUUCAACAUCGGCGCAGGCAAAAAUGUUGUUGUUGUUUUACCCGAUGGGAUUCGUAACUAUAUGACCAAAUUCGUCACCGAUCAAUGGAUGGAGGCGCGGCUUUUUAUGGAUCCUCCUGAACGUACUAUGAGACGAUUCGUAGGUGCCAUUUCUAAAGACAGUCUCCGUAAUUUUGCAACCAAUCCAUUAAAAUUACCGAACUCAACAACUGAAGAAUUUAACUUUGAGGAUCCUGUGACAAAACACCUUGCCAAAGAUUGUUACACGUUAGCAGAGAAUGGGAAAAAGGGAAAACCGACCAUUGGUCUUCUGUCUCGUAUACUAGACAUCACUCGUUUUGUCAUUGUCGGAGAGGAAGGCCACGAUAACGAUACCGACUCGGAUUACUUUAUUCCAAAAGGCGUCGUCACCGGUUCUGACGUUCUUCAAUACAUUUACGAACUCCGUAAAUAUUGA